AUGCUCUUCCUCCUGCACUCUUGUUUCCUUGGAAGAAGUGGCAACCUCCAUGAAGGCCUGAAGGUGCUGAAGACUGAGUUUGCACUUCAUCUCUACCACAGUGUAGCAGGAAGUAGAAAUGGAGCAAACUUCAUCAUUUCUCCUUCCACUGUGUCCAUGCCUCUAGAGAUGCUGCAGUUUGGAGCCCAUGGAAGCACUUACCAGUAGCUGGAAGAUGCCCUGGACUACACUGCUCAUGACCAAAGGGUGAGAGGUUUCAUCCACGCCAUUUAUACCACACUAACCAACACCAGGGAGCUCUGCAACACCAGCCAUGGCACUGAGAAGGAGCUGGCAUGCACCUUGUUUGUGCAAGCCAGAAUGCUGCUCUCAUCCUGCUUCAUGGAACAGGUCUCCAGGUGGGUCAGCAGCAGGCUGGAGCCAGCCAACCUCGGUGAACCCAAUUGCACCACUGUUCAGGGCAACCAAAGGGCCUCCGGAGAGACAUGGGAGUCAGACGCAGUAGCAUUUGCUCAGCUUGCACUCAUGAGUUCCAUGUCUUUCCAAAGCACUUGCAAAAGAUUCUUCUCCACAGACUCAUAACUCCUCCCUUUCACCUGUGCAGAAGGCCUCAACCUGCAGGUAUCCAUGAUGUACCAAAUGGCUGAGGUCAGCUAUGGUCAAUCCCAGGAUCCUGGGGGCCAACAGGUAGGGUUGGAGCUGCCUUACUUGGAAAGUACAAGUCUGUUGUUGGUAAUGCAUGACAAAGAUCUCCUAGUGGGCUGCAUUGAGCCACAUCUCACAGCCAGCAUCAUCUACAAGUGGACCAACAACCUGAGGAGACCCAGAAUAGACAUGUUCUUACCAGAUUUUGUGCUUUAAAAUCAUUUCAACUUAAAAAGCAUUAUAAUCACUGAUCCUUUUGAUCCACUAAAAGCUAACUUGAAAGGAAUUGCAGACCAAAAUGGCUUUUACAUUUCUGAAGCAGUCCAGAGAGCCAAGAUUGAGGUUUUAGAAGGCACCAAGACAUCUGCAGCCACAAGUAUACUCCUAAGAUGUAAUACUCCAUUACAGUGCUAA
Orycteropus afer afer is the source of this 1059-nucleotide messenger RNA. RefSeq names its product serpin family E member 3 (gene SERPINE3). Gene Ontology annotation, biological process: negative regulation of endopeptidase activity. Gene Ontology annotation, molecular function: serine-type endopeptidase inhibitor activity. The record is from RefSeq and is a predicted model, not a curated record. Lineage: Eukaryota; Metazoa; Chordata; Mammalia; Tubulidentata; Orycteropodidae.